AUGAGUGCAAUCCAUACAGUGUUCAUUAUUCUUGCAGUAAUUGGAAGCGCUUGUACGGAUUUCAUGUUCAUUAUGCUUAUCGUGAAUGUUCCCGUUCUUUCGAACAUUUUCAACGAAAAUUUAAGUGAACUCAACGAAAUGUUGAGAGAAGAAGAUAUGAACAUGUUGUUCGUUAAAGCUAAAUUAAGAAACAUUUUGCUGAUGCACCGCGAAUUUUGCGAUGUGAUUGAUGUUUUGGAUGUGGCAUUCUUCAAUAUUUGCUUUGUUCAAAUUUCUUCAGCUGCAAUUUCUGCCGCCAUUGAACUGUUCAUUUGUUUGAAGAUUCAAUUCUUUCCUGCCAUUGGUCUGGCUGUUAGUCUCCUCGGUCAAAUUGUUGGCUUCUCAGCUGUUGGAACUGUCGUCGAAAUAUGCAACUCUCAAGUGUAUGAUAGUAUCAUUGAAGGAGACUGGUUUUCAUUAUCACGCAGCGAUCAACAAGUAUAUAUGUUUUUAAUGAAAAAUGCUCAAACAUCAAAGGCCCUAACAGUUAGAAGCAUUGCCCCACUUAAUAUGCAAACAUGUGUAGCGAUUUUGAAAACAAUCUACUCUUAUCUUAUGAUUUUGUACACCUUUUUUUAGAUGAAACAUUGAAA
Contarinia nasturtii (swede midge) is the source of this 632-nucleotide messenger RNA. Its product is annotated as putative odorant receptor 83c. Lineage: Eukaryota; Metazoa; Arthropoda; Insecta; Diptera; Cecidomyiidae. Gene Ontology annotation, cellular component: plasma membrane. The transcript has 4 exons. Bases 1 to 618 code for a protein of 205 amino acids. Gene Ontology annotation, molecular function: odorant binding; olfactory receptor activity. Gene Ontology annotation, biological process: sensory perception of smell; detection of chemical stimulus involved in sensory perception of smell. The record is from RefSeq and is a predicted model, not a curated record.